UUUUAGAAUUUGCAUCUGAAUUCGUGAGCCUUUGAGAAUUUAACCCCUUAUGACAAUGACAUAUGGGGUCAAUCCGAGUCAUUGACAUAUGGAUCAGGGGGUUAAUUUCUGAAAGGCUCAUGAAUUCAUAUGCAAAUUCUGAAAUAUAAGAGAGAAAUUUUUAUAUACAUGACUCUCUAAAUCAUUAUUUAGAGAGUGAAAUUUAGAAAGAUUCCUAAAAAUACUUAAAAAAUAGAGGGAGUAGUAUUUCUCUUCAAAGGCAAGCAAGAGGUCUGGAACAAAAAGUAAUCGAUGCAGAAUCAGGAAGAGGAAAGUGUAGUGUAGCGGCUGAACUCAGCGGCUACCACCUCACCAGCCUCAGAAAGGUGACACCGAAGCAUCAGCAAACAGCAGCCGUGGAGAAGUCAACACCUCCACGCUAGCAAAGGACAAACAAGGCACGGCCGACAGCAGAGCAACCCCGACCAAGAACCGAGGACUAGGUCCCCAGCAGAGGAGUGGGAGGAGAUCUGGCAUCCGAGAGCAGAAGGAAUCGGCAGGCGAUGGGGAGGAACACCAGAUCAAGAACUCGGUAGAGCACCCCUGGGAGGAGUCCGGAGACCAGGGGGGAGACCAGGGGGGAGAAGCCACCAGAUGCACACCGGCGGCGGCGGCGGCGGCGGCGGGGGAAGUAGGAUGCUGCCGCCGAAGCAGCUGCUGACCAUCAUCAUCGUCAUCUUCUCCACGCUCUCCUUCAUCAAGCUGCUGCUCCUCACCAGCUCCUCGUCCGGGGUCUCCUCCCCCCGCAGCCCGGCGUGGGACGCCGGCGGCGGCGUUGGCAACGGGACGGCCAGGAGCGCGCUCGCCGCCAAGGAGCUCGCGCUGCUCCGCUCCCUCGUCGCCGCGCGCGCGCCGUGCAGGCUGCUGGUGUUCGGCCUCUCCCCGCAGCUCGUCGCGCUCGCCAGGCUCAACUCCGGCGCCGGCUCCGGGGCCGCCGCUGCCGCCACGGCCUUCGUCACCGACAGCGCCGACGACGCGGACGCCGCGCGCCGCGUGCUCAGCUCCGGGCGCAAGGCCGGCGGCGCACCGGCCGGCUCCGUGGCCGUCCACCGGGCGAGGUACCGCGACGCGGCGGCGGAGGCGUGGCCGCUGCUGCGGCGCGCGCGGGGGAGCCCCGCGUGCCGGCGGCCCACGGGGGCGGUGCGCAAGUCCGGGUGCCCGCUGGCGCUCACGUCGCUGCCCCGCGAGGUGCUCGACGCGCGGUGGGAUGUGGUGGUCGUCGACGGGCCCAGCGGCGCGGCGCCGGGGGAGCCCGGCCGGAUGGGCACCAUCUACACCGCCGCGGCGCUGGCGCGCGCAUCCGCGGCGGCGGGGGGCGACGGCAAGGUGGACGUGGCGGUGCACGACGUGGACCGGACCGUCGAGCGGUGGUACGCGUGGGAGUUCCUCUGCGAGGACAACCUCGUCGCCGCCAAGGGCCGCCUCUGGCACUUCCGCGUCGGCGCCGGCGGCCCGCCGGACGCGUUCUGCAACACCGGCCCCGUCCAGAUCUUGUAGAGCCGCAGGACGAACCGGACCGGACCAAGAACCCAAGGUCACCGGAGUUGAGCUUCGGACCCAGCAGGGGCAAUGCCGCCACCGUGUCACCGAGAUCUAUGCGGCGGCAUCACCGGAGGCGACGAGCAGAUCCUGUGCAGGUCCAAUGCUCGGAGAUUGUGGCAGAGGUGCUAAUGCCAAGAAGAUUGAGCAUCUGAGCUGUUGAUAGAAUUAUACUAGCAAACAAAGGGGAUCCAGCUGUUGAUAGGAUUAAGCUAAAACUGUCCAAAUCUGUAGAAGAAUCGAGUGCGUCGCUAGGCAUUAGGGUGAUUUGUUUUUUUUUUUUUUUGCCUACCAGAAUUCUUCAGGCAAGAAGAGUUCCUUUUUUUGUUGCUAAAUAAACUAGUAUUCUGAAUUGUGUUGUUCUUUGUCUGCAGCAAAUAAUACCCAACUCGCUUAGUGCUUGAUCAAUUGAUCUUA
Molecule: messenger RNA, 1995 nt
Organism: Panicum virgatum (switchgrass)
Lineage: Eukaryota; Viridiplantae; Streptophyta; Magnoliopsida; Poales; Poaceae
Product: probable methyltransferase At1g27930
Exons: 1
Coding region: 634-1536 (300 amino acids)
Biological process (GO): xylan biosynthetic process
Source: RefSeq, a predicted model, not a curated record